AGUCUAUUUAUUUAUCUGUCGGAAGAAGACAUGGCAAGAUUUCUCUUGUAAUUGUUCAGUUCCAAACUUAGGGAGCUUGAGCACUCACACGAAUCCAAAAGCAGAACCUUCAUUUCGAAUUCAAAUCCUGUUCCAAAGCAAUCGUCACGAAUAAAAUGGGCCCAAUUUUUGUCAGUUUAUUCUUAACAUGUUUGGUCGUGGCCAAUGCCUCACCAUUCCGGUUCACUGAAGGUGGUAUGAGACCCGAUUUCUUGGGCGAGGCCGGCUUAAACGCAGUCCCGCGGAUGGGCCGCCGAUCUCCCUCUGGGAACCCGUUUGACCCGAGUCGGUUCCGCUUCCGUUUCCACGGUCCCUCUUCUAAUUGGUUGGGAUCUCGUUCUGCUUUGGCGGGUUUUCGAUUUUCUGGUGAAGAGGCUGACCCGAACCAGUAUUUCCAAUUGAAAAAAAGGAUGGCCGGCGGGGACGACGAGAAAGACAAGAAGGCGUUGGAGAACCAGGAGGCCACGCAGGCGAUGGAUAAUAAUGCUCAGGCUAAUCUGAUGGAGAGGUACGCCGACUCAUUCAUGAAGGACUACCUGAGCUCCCUGGCCCAGAAGGCUGCCUAUGAGAAGCUGGCCUUCACUCGCUUCCAGUCCAUCCCCGACAAUCUGCCCUGGCGGCCCCGAUAUCUUCCACCCAUCUCUCAAAUGAACUACGAGACUCCCCUUCAAAAAUUCCUGAACACGGCAUCCGAGCCUACGGAAGAGGGCGACGAGAUUGAGCCCAUGAAAAUCGUUGAUCCUUCCAAUGGUCGAGAUGGACUGUCUCGCACCUCGCAUCUUUUUGGUCUCAAACCUUUCAUGAGAAUGAAUUAUUGAUGUUUGGGAUCUAGAAGCUGUGCCAAUUCCCAUAACUAGAUGUAGUAGAUGUACCACUCGCUCGCUCGCACGCACGCCAGUACGUACCCCGUAACCAAUCUUGCGUUCUAGCUCUGAUGCUCCCCUUCGAGAUUCCGGGAAACACAUGACAAAAAACUUUGACCAACUCAUCGUCCCAGCAUUUAUCUUUUUACUGACUUACAAAUAGUAUUAGACCAUUGAUGACCAUUCUGAGAUUGAAAACUCGUGUCCGGUCGAGACCUGUCACGGUUUGCUUCACAUUGACCUUGCCAGGCCUCCAACUUUAGUUAGAUAUUGUUCCCAGGAUCAAUUAUAUUAGAAUUCAUGUAGUCAAACAAAAAAACUGCUUUGAAAUAAAGAAAGGAAUUCA
This is a messenger RNA of Tigriopus californicus, 1248 nucleotides long. RefSeq lists its product as uncharacterized. NCBI's taxonomy places the organism in Eukaryota, Metazoa, Arthropoda, Copepoda, Harpacticoida, Harpacticidae. The coding region runs from base 156 to 857 and encodes 233 amino acids. The transcript has 3 exons. The record is from RefSeq and is a predicted model, not a curated record.